Fonsecaea pedrosoi CBS 271.37 is the source of this 2022-nucleotide messenger RNA. RefSeq lists its product as uncharacterized. NCBI's taxonomy places the organism in Eukaryota, Fungi, Ascomycota, Eurotiomycetes, Chaetothyriales, Herpotrichiellaceae. The transcript has 4 exons. The record is from RefSeq and is a predicted model, not a curated record. The coding region runs from base 1 to 2022 and encodes 673 amino acids.
AUGACCCAACACGCAAGCCAACUGGCGGAGAAAUACACCCAGAGCCUGACUUCUAUUCUUGGAGAGUCCAAUCUGCGUAACCUCUUAGAGAGCCAUGUUAACAGAUCCAUGGACAGCAUCGACAACGUCAAUCCGGACGCUCUCGAUGGACUCAUAGGGGCAGUGUCCGAGCGAUCGGCCAUUGAAAUGAUAAAGAUGUUUCCAAGUUUGCUCCAGGAACGGAUACAAAGCCCGGCGAUUCGGAAUGCACCAAAGAUGGAUGAUGCUGGGCAUCCAGUAUCAAAGCCCACCUAUGGACCACCCCUCCGAGGGAGUGACCUAGGGUACUUCAAUAACAGAAACACCGAUUGGGGGUUGGAAACAAAACCCUCAUUCGACGGAUCUCAGGCUUCAACCUUGGUCCCCGAACGCCAGGAGCCACAUCAAGACCACCCAGGUCGUUAUUCCUCGAACAAUGAACCACCAAAGCGAGGUGUCGAGUUUUCCCAAUCACCUUUCUCUGCCGAGAGACCAGCGCCUACUCAACCACACCGAGGUGUUGAGAUAUCUAACGCACCGUUCGUUCCUGGGGGACCAACACAUACACAACCACUCCAAGGUGUCAGGUCUUCUAACCCCCCGUUCAUUUCAGGGAUAUCACCAACAUUUCAACCAAACCGAGGUGGUGUCGAGUCUUCUAAGCAACCUACUACUUCUAGGAUAUCACCGCGAGAAAAUUCAAAGCUCGGUUCCAUUUCAGAAUUGGCCGCACAGAACCCGGAAAGCAAACGCAAAAAGGCAGCCCAGAUGCAAGAGCCCGGCUCGACUGCCGUGGACCCAGCCGCAUCAUAUCCCAGAGGGCCGGAUGCAAAUGUUAAACGGCCCCAAAGGGAGUUACCCCCAACAUACAGUAGCCUUGGGCAGCCUUCAGCGAACUCUAUAAGCUCUUCAAUGCCGGCUCGGGAGCGUGACCAUGGAGCAUUCUCUUCCGAGACCAGACAUUCAAGAAUGCGCGAAGAGCCCCCUCUCAGCAGCCGGCCUGUGUCCCAAAAUGAGGAAAGACCGCUCACCCCAGACGGCGGAUCAUCCGAGUCCGAUCUCGAAGAGCGACCACUCACUCCUCUCUCGGACGAUUCGGAACAAACAUAUGCGGAAGUGACCAAUUCUCCGCAGAAAAGCCAAGAGUUCCUGACAAAGACGAUCAAGAAUAUCGGACUCACAGGGAUCUAUGGCGAGGACAACCCCAGGUUGCAGACCGUCGCCGCCAACGCUGCCGCCAGGGCGGCCGAUGUCUCAGCCCGAUAUGGACUACCGCCGAAAACCACCCUUGGAGCAAUCAAGCUCGCUCUGUACAACUUCGUGAUCCUCUGUGAUGAUAGCAAGUCAAUGAGAAGAGAAAAUCGGAUACCAGCAUUGCAAACCACUCUCAAGCGGGUCGUGGAAAUAGCGACAUUGUUCGAAGAUACCGGCAUUUCUAUCCGCUUCCUCAAUUAUACCCAGGAUUCGCGGCUCGACGACCUGAGACGGCCAGACGACAUUGUGCAGAAAGUCGCCAGUGUCCGAUGGCGAGGGAUCACGGAACUCGGGAGCAAGUUGCAUGACAAGAUCAUACGGCCCAUGAUCGUCGAGAAGGUGAGGCGGGGGACUUUUGAUACGCCCUUGAUUGUGGUCAUCAUCACCGACGGCGAGCCCUUUGGUGAAGAUCGCGAAACGCUGCGCGACAAGAUUCGACAGUGCAAACAGGACCUGUCGGGCACGAAUUUCGGCGACGGGUCUGUCGUCUUCAUCAUCUCCCGCGUCGGAAGCAGUGACAAAGCCCUGGGGUUUAUCAGCGAGCUCGAAAACAGUCCCGGACUGGAGCAGAUGGUGUAUUGUUCCCCCGACCGCCUGGACGAGAAGAUGGCCAUUUUGCAGCCCGCUGCCGGGAAUACCAAGUAUACCAAAUACGUGAGUUCUCUUUUCAUUCCCAACUGUAACCCCGAGAGAGAGAAAAAGCUGAAAACGAGGCUGACUUUUUUCGCCACGUUGGUGGGGAACAGUUGA